This is a messenger RNA of Prorocentrum cordatum, 618 nucleotides long. Lineage: Eukaryota; Dinophyceae; Prorocentrales; Prorocentraceae. The record is from the annotation of a GenBank genome assembly.
GCCCCGCCCUUGCGCCCGCCUUCGGCCCCUGCGCCCGGGCACGCGGAGCACGAGGCUGAGCACGAGGAGGAGCCCGGCCGCACGGCGCUGGCGCCGGGCGGUCGCCGCGGCGCGGCGAGGGCGCCCGCCGCAGGCGCGGGCAGGCCCCCGCGGCGCGAGGCCAGCCCUGCGGGCGACGACCCCCCGGGCCACGAAGGCGCGGCAGAGCCCUCGCCGGGCGCUCCGCCGCCCUUUGCGGACUACCGCCAGGGCCACGAAGGCGGCUACCCCGCGGGCGCGGCGGCACACGCCGCGCUGCCAGCGGACCCGUCGCCCCGCGGCCCGCCGCCCCGAGAAGGCACUGGGCCGCCGCAGGGCCGCGGCGCGCGGCUCGGCAGCACUCCGGCGCCCAUCGGCGAGGAGGCUGCUCCCGAGGAGGCGGCGCCGCUGUCGCCCGCCGCCGAGGAAGUGAAGCAAUCCCGCCUGACGAAUGCGUACAACAAGGCUUACAAGAAGCUCUUAUGGAACACGAAGGAGAACACCAAGGCAUCGCGCCUCAUUCCGGGCCUGCAGCUGUGCCUCCCCACGGGGGAUUUGGAGCGCCGCGUGCAGCAGUGGCUCGACGAGCAGAACCGGUAG